This is a messenger RNA of Knipowitschia caucasica, 237 nucleotides long. NCBI's taxonomy places the organism in Eukaryota, Metazoa, Chordata, Actinopteri, Gobiiformes, Gobiidae. The record is from the annotation of a GenBank genome assembly.
AUGAGCUACGGUAGGCAGGCCCCAGACAGGCCCCAGACAGGCCCCAGGCAGGCCCCAGGCAGGCCCCAGACAGGCUCCAGGCAGGCCCCAGGCAGGCCCCAGGCAGGCCCCAGACAGGCCCCAGGCAGGCCCCAGCAGGCCCCAGACAGGCUCCAGGCAGGCCCCAGACAGGCUCCAGACAGGCUCCAGGCAGGCCCCAGACAGGCUCCAGGCAGGCUCCAGGCAGGCCCCAGGUGA